UUGCUGCAUUCUAUCAUUGAUGAUGGAUCGCGUAAACGCCAAGUUCCCUCUGAGGUUACAUAUGUAGGAACACGUACCAACAGUACACACAUGUGCAGCUGGAAAGGACUGAAGCAACCUUUCCAAGUAUGUAAAGUCGAACAAUUCAAACUAAACUGGUUCUUUUUUUUCUGCAAAAAUAGCACUCUCAGAUUUGUUCUUCUUAUGGAUGAAACGUGGAGUCUAGAAGGUGCAUUAUUUCGACCUCGAGCGCGUCAUAGUGUCGUCUCUUGCGUCGUAUAUGGUUUGUUUGCAGAGUGA
Messenger RNA from Periconia digitata, 300 nucleotides. The record is from the annotation of a GenBank genome assembly. Lineage: Eukaryota; Fungi; Ascomycota; Dothideomycetes; Pleosporales; Periconiaceae.